UUGUUUUAUUCAAACAAAAAUAAAUUUAACCUAUAUUGGCUUUUCCACUACUCUCAAGAAUAAUAAUUCUCGGGAACCAUUAAAGCCAAAAAACUGAAAAAAGAGACCAAAGUGGAAAAGGAAGAAGAAUACUCACACAAGUAGCACAGACUUUCUUUUUCCUUCUCUUAUUUCACUUUGUUCUUAUUCCGUGCACCCAAUUUCUGCUUGAAGAAUUUAUUAGGCACAUAGGAAAACCAAAAAAAAGGGAGUAAAAACCCCCUUAAUUUCAUAAUAUUUAAUUUGACUGAAAUUGAUCAACAAUUGAUCCAUUAAUUUGUUAAUUGAUAAUUGAAAGAUCCAUUCUUGAUUGAGGGGAAAAAGAUGGUGUCUGCAAAUAGGGAAAUGGCUGUUUACUGUUUUGAUACAUUGGUGUCUCACUACAACAAGGAACAACCUCCUCCUCCUGCUUUUGAUGAGGGUGAACACCCGUUGUUUGUGACUUGGAAGAAAGUGGUGAAUGGUGGGGAGCCUCGUUUGCGAGGAUGCAUAGGCACUCUGGAAGCUCGCUGCAUUAUUACUGGUUUUAAGGAUUAUGCUCUGACAAGUGCUCUCAGGGAUCGUCGUUUUCCUCCAAUACAGGCUAAAGAGUUACCUACUUUACAGUGUACAGUUUCAGUUCUCACUAAUUAUGAGACUGCAACUAACUACCUUGAUUGGGAGGUAGGGAAGCAUGGGAUAAUUAUUGAAUUUACUGACCCUGACUAUAACACAAGGAGAAAUGCCACGUACCUACCUGAGGUCGCUGCUCAAGAAGGGUGGACCGUUAUAGAAGCAAUUGACUCGCUGAUACGCAAAGCAGGUUACAAUGGACCUAUAACAGAAUCACUGAGGAAGCGAAUCCGACUAACUCGAUACCAGAGCACAUUAUUUACUAUGCAGUACAGUGAAUAUGUGACUUAUGUGAAGACUACCAGAGGUCUCGCUCCAGCUAUUAACGGUGUGAAACCUUGAAAGUAUGGAUUGUUUGGAAGAAUCUUCCACCUAAGACCAGUAAAUUAUUUUGGUUAUAAGUGGAAGAUGAACCAUUCUAAAUUCAUAGUUGGAAUACUUGUUAGAAAUUUCAUCUGCCUCCAGUGUUGUCAUUUAUGCUUUACAUUGUUCUUCGAGACUGAAGGUGAACUCAUUUUCAGUGCUAAGUGCACCAAAAAAAAUUGGACUUCCAACAGUUUCUUUUGAAAGCUUCAUUUGUGGCGCUGUGUUUAUAAUAUAAUUGUCUGCUUUCUGUGGUUAAAA
Capsicum annuum is the source of this 1275-nucleotide messenger RNA. RefSeq lists its product as uncharacterized. The record is from RefSeq and is a predicted model, not a curated record. The transcript is spliced from 5 exons. Lineage: Eukaryota; Viridiplantae; Streptophyta; Magnoliopsida; Solanales; Solanaceae. Bases 364 to 993 code for a protein of 209 amino acids.